UUAGGCGUUUCAAUAUCAAUUUCCAACUCUUCUCUUUUUCUCCGAACUCUUCUAUAAGUAUAGGGAUAUAUACGUACCCAUGUAUACAUACUGUCACCUCUUUUCUUUACUCCUCAUUCCUAAAUGGGUCGAUGCCACUCUCUUCAAGCUGCUCUCUUUCUCACUUGUUCUCUCUUCUUAACACUCAUUGAUGCUAAUAUAAUCUCUGGAAACAAGCAAUCCUACAUUAUUAGAGUUCAAAAUGACAUGAAACCAUCUGCUUUUUCUGAUGUUGAGCACUGGUAUGGUUCCACCCUUAGAAGCCUAAGUUCGAAUCCUCUUAACUCUGCAAAAUCCAACAGCAUCCAAGUAGAAACCACUGAUCUGGAGUUCCUUCAUGUGUACAAAACUGUUUUCCAUGGCUUCUCGGCAAGACUCACUGAAAAAGAGGCCCAAGAACUGGCAAGUCGCCGAGGGGUUCUCUCAGUUUUACCCGACCGACUUCGCCAACUUCAUACCACUCGCUCACCUCACUUUCUGGGGUUGGAUUCAUCAGCUUCUGCUCCAGCUAAUCUUGUAUCCGAGUCUGACUCGGGUUCUAACGUUGUUAUCGGUGUACUUGAUACCGGUAUAUGGCCAGAACGACUAAGUUUUCAUGACAAAGGCAUGGGACCAAUUCCAUCAUUUUGGAAAGGGGAGUGUACACAAGGGCAAGAUUUUACAAAAGCCAAUUGCAAUAAAAAGAUUAUUGGAGCUCGAUACUUUACAGCAGGCUAUGAGGCGAGAAUUGGGAAGAUUAUGAAUUCCUCUACUGACAUAAAGUCCGCUAGAGACAGCGACGGUCAUGGAACACACACGGCCUCCACUGCAGCUGGCAGAGCCGUUGAGGAUGCUUCUUUGCUGGGAUUCGCUAAAGGAGUUGCUGUCGGUAUAGCACCCAAGGCUCGAAUUGCAGCGUACAAGGUUUGCUGGAAAAGGGGUUGCAUGGAUUCCGACAUCUUAGCAGCAUUUGAUAAAGCUGUGGAUGAUGGCGUCAACGUUAUUUCAAUAUCUAUCGGUGGUGGUGCUGUUCCUUACAAUCUUGAUCCCAUAGCGAUCGGAUCUUUCGGAGCAAUGGAGAAAGGUAUUCUUGUCUCCGCUUCAGCAGGUAACGAAGGUCCAAGGCAAAUGACGGUGACGAAUGUAGCUCCAUGGAUUACAACCGUGGGUGCUAGUACUAUUGAUAGAAAGUUCCCUGCUGAUCUUGUCCUUGGAAAUGGCAAGAGAAUCACUGGCGCGUCAUUGUAUAGUGGUGAUCCUUUGCCUGACAAACAGUUGCCGUUAGUAUAUGGUGGGAAUGUUUCAGUUGGUAUAAGAAAUGGUGCUAGGCAUUCUAGUAGCUUCUCUGCAGCAACAUGCAUGCCCGAUUCACUAGAUAAAGAGCGUGUGCGUGGGAAGAUUGUGGUCUGCGAUCGUGGUGGCACUCCAAGGGUAGCAAAAGGAGAGGUCGUGAAUGAAGCCGGUGGUGCUGGAGUCAUUGUAGCAAAUGUAGCACCCAUGGGAGAAGGCCUAAUUGCAGAUGCACACUUGAUUCCUGGACUGGGGGUUACCGAGUCAGCUGGUAACAUCAUUCGUGAUUACAUCAACUCCAACAACAAUCCAACAGCGACUAUGGCUUUCUACGGAACUCAACUUGGGGUAAAACCGGCACCCGUAGUUGCAUCUUUCUCCUCUAGAGGACCUAACGCAGAGUCUAUUUUCGUUCUCAAGCCAGAUGUCAUCGCGCCUGGAGUGAAUAUCUUAGCUGCUUGGCCGGAUGGUGUGGCACCAACUGAGCUGUCAUCUGACACGCGACGCACUCAGUUUAAUAUUGAAUCUGGAACAUCUAUGUCUUGUCCGCACGUGUCUGGUUUAGCGGCUUUACUCAAAGGAGCCCAUCCGGACUGGUCACCAGCAAUGAUUCGCUCAGCUCUCAUGACAACUGCAUACACACAAGAUCAACAAGGCAAGAUGUUGCUAGAUGAAAAAUCCUAUAACGUUUCAACGGUGUUGGACAUGGGUGCAGGACAUGUGGAUCCCGAAAAAGCCGUUGAUCCUGGAUUGGUUUAUGACAUAACAGUCGAUGAUUAUUUGAACUUUUUAUGUGCAUCUAAUUAUAGUGGUAGGGAUAUUAAACAGAUUGCUAGGAGACCAUGGAGGUGCAUGGGGAAGCACCAUAAGCCGUGGGAUUUUAAUUAUCCGGCAAUCUCAGUGGUUAUUGAUUCGACUGAAGCAGCAGGUAUGGGAAUUGUACAAGUGACAAGGACUGUGACACAUAUUGGUGAGGCUCCAUCAACUUACACAGUAUUGGUGACAAAUCCUAAAGGUGCGACUGUAACUGUAACACCAACCAAAAUAGAUUUCAGAGAAAUGGGUCAGAGACAAAGUUAUGUGGUUCGUAUUAAGGCUGAGAAUUUGGCGGUGACAACUCUAAGCUCGCUGGUAGAGGUGGGCAUGUUGAAUUGGUCUGACGGGAAACACCAAGUGGUUUCCCCUCUUGUUGUUGUUUGGAAACAAGGUUUGUGAAACCGUGAUAUCAGUGGCUGCGAUUAUCAUGAUUUUCCAAUAAUGAAUUGUACCUAAUUACUAGCCACCUCAUGAGCAAGAGUAGAGAAGAAACAAAAUAAGGUAGGAAGCAAAAGAUGAAUCGAUUACUUGACGUAUGAUAUGAAGUUAUCAGAUAAUGUAGUUACCGUGUUUACAGUUCAUCUAUGUUAUGUGUGUUGAUUUAAUUGUUUUA
Nicotiana attenuata is the source of this 2737-nucleotide messenger RNA. Its product is annotated as subtilisin-like protease SBT1.5. Gene Ontology annotation, biological process: proteolysis. The transcript has a single exon. NCBI's taxonomy places the organism in Eukaryota, Viridiplantae, Streptophyta, Magnoliopsida, Solanales, Solanaceae. The record is from RefSeq and is a predicted model, not a curated record. Gene Ontology annotation, molecular function: serine-type endopeptidase activity. Bases 124 to 2523 code for a protein of 799 amino acids.